This is a messenger RNA of Bacidia gigantensis, 1710 nucleotides long. RefSeq lists its product as uncharacterized. Lineage: Eukaryota; Fungi; Ascomycota; Lecanoromycetes; Lecanorales; Ramalinaceae. Bases 1 to 1710 code for a protein of 569 amino acids. The transcript has 8 exons. Gene Ontology annotation, molecular function: glutathione gamma-glutamate hydrolase. The record is from RefSeq and is a predicted model, not a curated record. Gene Ontology annotation, biological process: glutathione catabolic process. Gene Ontology annotation, cellular component: plasma membrane.
AUGUUGUUUCCCGUUUCAAAGCUGCUCUUGGCGCUUGUUCCCGAAAUCGUCUUAGCCGCACCUCCUGCCAAGAGAUGGGGCCAGCAGUAUCAUGAACAAGAUCAGAAGGGUGCUGUCGCCUCUGAGAGUGCUGUCUGCAGUAAAAUUGGUGUGAAUCUGAUCAAGGAUGGUGGUAACGCUGCUGAUGCUCUUGUGGGCACCGUCUUCUGCAUUGGUGUUAUUGGCAUGUAUCAUAGUGGACUCGGGGGUGGUGGUUUCAUGAUUGUACGAGGCUCAAAUGGCUCAUACGAAUUCAUCGAUUUCCGGGAAACUGCACCCGCCGCUGCUUUCGAGGACAUGUAUAAAGAUAAUGUGAAUGCUUCCAUAUACGGUGGACUAGCAAGUGGAGUCCCCGGUGAAGUUCGAGGUCUCGAGUAUCUUCAUAAGAAUUACGGCAAAUUACCGUGGGAGCAUGUAAUGAAGCCCGCCAUCAAAGUGGCUCGGAAUGGCUUCACUGUCACGCAAGACCUUGUCAACCAGGAGAAGAGCGCCGUUGCAGGCCUAGACAAUUUCCUGCUUCAGGACCCCGGCUUCGCAAUUGAUUUCGCGCCAAAUGGAACCCUGCUCGGAUUAAAUGAAACAAUCACCCGGAGACGCUAUGCUGAUACGCUUGAAGCCAUCUCGAAGCGUGGCGCCGAUGCUUUCUACACUGGCCCAAUCGCAAAUGCUACAAUCCAAGCCUUACAAGCGGUGAAUGGCACCAUGACUUUGGACGACUUGAAGAACUACACAGUAGCGAUACGUAAACCCGCCACUGUUGACUAUCGGGAUUACAAACUUACAGCAUGCUCUGCUCCAUCGUCUGGGGAAGUGGCUCUCUCUGUCAUGAAGAAGAUAGAGGGAUAUGGAGAUAUUGGACAACCUUCCACUACCAAUCUCAGCACUCAUAGGCUGGACGAGGCAAUCCGAUUCGCUUAUGGAGAGAGAGCAAAGCUUGGUGAUCCAGCCUUCGUUCCAGGGCUAGACGAGUAUCAAAAUGAGAUGCUCAACGAGACUACCGCCGAGAUCGUCCGCAGUAAAAUCUCUGACACAGAAACCCUAGAUGUCAAAGCCUACGAUCCUUCAGAGCUCAUCUCUCUCGAAUUAGGUAGCACGUCUCACAUCGUCACCGGCGACGCCAGCGGCAUGGCCAUCUCUCUCACCACAACGGUCAACCUCCUCUUCGGCUCCCACCUCAUCGUCCCCGAAACCGGCGUCAUCAUGAACAACGAAAUGAACGACUUCAGCAUCCCCGGCUCCUCCAAUUCCUUCGGCUACACGCCCUCCCCCGCAAAUUACAUCCGCCCUGGAAAGCGCCCCCUCUCCAGCAUCUCCCCCACCAUUGUCGAGCACAAGUCCAACAACUCCCUCUACUACGUCAUCGGCUCCGCAGGCGGUUCGCGCAUCAUUACGGCAACGAUCCAGAAUCUCUGGAACGUGCUUGAUCGGGGGGAUAAUGUGAAGCAGAGCUUAGCGCGGCCGAGACUGCAUGAUCAGUUGGCGCCGAAUCAGGUCAGUUUUGAGUAUACGUAUGAUAAUGAGACGACGGCUUUCAUGAAGUCGUUGGGCCAUAAUGUGACGUGGGUCGCACCGGGGCAGAGUACUGCGCAGGGUUUGAGGAGGCUGUAUAAUGGAACUUUUGAGGCGGCUGGGGAGCCCAGGCAGAAGGCGUCCGCUGGGUUCGCGGUAUAA